Camelina sativa (false flax) is the source of this 1487-nucleotide messenger RNA. RefSeq names its product GCN5-related N-acetyltransferase 5, chloroplastic. The record is from RefSeq and is a predicted model, not a curated record. NCBI's taxonomy places the organism in Eukaryota, Viridiplantae, Streptophyta, Magnoliopsida, Brassicales, Brassicaceae. Gene Ontology annotation, molecular function: acyltransferase activity, transferring groups other than amino-acyl groups.
AAACGCCGCGUUUUAGAGGUUAGUAUAGAGAUCACCAAAUAUUAUGUCGUCGUGUGUUAUUUUUAUCCAAUUUAAACCACCAAAUCGGAGAUAAUAGUGUCUGUAUCAAUGGCGGCCGUCAGCAUCUCACUCGCUUUGUCUGUUGAUCCUCUCAAACCAACGAAAUUUGGAUUCUCCUCUUCUUCGCCUAGAUAUCCUUUACUCUACCCGUGUAAAUCUCACCGUUCCACCUCCAACCUCAGAUUCGCUUUCCCUCCUUCGCAUUCUCCUGUCUCGACAGUUACAGAAACGGGAGAUGAAGAAGCUACGAAAUCGACCGGAAGCUACGCGUUUCUAGAGGAAUCGUUUCGCACUGGGAGGUUUUUGAGCAACGACGAGUUGGAGAAGUUGAAAACUCUCGAAGGGUUUGCGUAUUUUCAGGAGCUUGAAUCUGGGACGAUGUGGGUUCGGGUUAUGAGAUCCGAUGAGAUGGACUCGACGGUGCAUCUCUUGGCUGAGUCAUUUGGUGAAUCUAUGUUAUUGCCUUCUGGUUAUCAGUCUGUGUUACGGUUUUUGGUUAAGCAGUAUUUGAUUGAGAGGAGAGAAGUGUUGCCACACGCAGUGACCUUAGUUGGGUUCUUUAGGAAAAAAAAUGAUGGGUGUAGUGAUGGAGAGGAGGCUGAGAUGGCUGGUACUGUAGAGGUGUGUUUGGAUAAACGUGGCGCUAAUGCUUCACCUCCUUCCCCAACUCCUCCUAAGGAAUCGCCUUAUAUUUGCAACAUGACUGUGAAAGAAGAUCUUAGAAGGAGGGGAAUUGGAUGGCAUUUGUUGAAGGCGAGUGAGGAACUGAUAUCUCAGAUUAGUCCAUCAAAGGAUGUAUAUUUGCAUUGUAGGAUGGUGGAUGAAGCUCCUUUCAAUAUGUACAAGAAAGCAGGGUAUGAGGUUGUGAAGACAGAUACUGUUUUGGUCCUUUUGAUGUUACAACGACGUAAGCAUUUGAUGCGCAAAAAGCUUCCACCUUGUUGCACCAGUCCUUCGGAUACGGUAGAUAUAGAGAGGUCUGAAAAUGAGCUCACCUCAUCUGCUAAUGCGUGAACACGGGAGCUAAAUGUGACUUGACCAAGGACUCGGGUUCAUACCCUGUUUGGUUCAACUUGCUGUUUAUAAAAUCUUAGUUGAGGUUUCCAUUUUGCAUAUAUUCAUAUACUAGAAACCGGUGUUUUCCAUCUGCACAAUAGCCGAUUAAAGCGACCAGAUUUGGAUGGUCAAGUCUGCUCAAGAUAUCCACCUCCACACGAAAUUCUCUUUCUCCGUCAGCUUUUUUAAAAGGAGGUAAAUCCAUCUUCUUGAUUGCAACUACCUUCAAUUCAAAUAGCGAGGGAUCAAGAUAAUAUGUAUGCUAUUCUAAUAGCUCAUCAUUCUCAAGAUUUACUUGUAAAAAUUGUUUCUAACAUUACAAAGACUGUAAAUCACAUAAAUAAAGCUAUAUAGUUACUACCUCUCCUGUU